AUGGAUUAUUUUGCAUCACCACAAAGAGCAAGUCCAUAUUUACCGCCUCUUAUUAUUGGUGUUGAUUUCAAUAAAUGCGAAGCAAACAUGGUCGGGACUGGUGAUGAACCAUUUUAUAAAUGGACUGAGCAGAUGGGAAUGGUCGGUAGUCGAACAACAUGGAAUCAGUUGAUUAAAUUGGGUGAGAAAAUUCGAGGAAAGAAUUUCGGUGUCAAACGCGUAACCAUCGAUGAAACAUUAAAACAAUGCGAUUUAAUAUCAACCGAUAGAAUGACAUAG
Rotaria socialis is the source of this 279-nucleotide messenger RNA. The record is from the annotation of a GenBank genome assembly. NCBI's taxonomy places the organism in Eukaryota, Metazoa, Rotifera, Eurotatoria, Philodinida, Philodinidae.